AGAUCUCUCUGCCUUCUGGGAGCCAGCUGUGCAGAUGUAGGUGCCAGGUCAGCUUGCAGAGCCCAAAGCCUAGAACCAGAGGGAAUGGCCCCUGGCACCCAGAGACCCUCAUCCCAGGAGUUGGUGACAUUCAAGGAUGUGGUUGUGGACUUCACUGAGGAGGAGUGGUGCCUCUUGGACCAUUGGCAGAAAGAGCUGUACAGGGAGGUCAUGCUGGAGAAUAUCCAGAAUUUGCUGUCCCUGGUUGUAGGGACCAGGUUUGAAGUAAAUGAAAUAACUAGAAAGCUGGGAAUUUUUGUGGAAGGAUGUGACCUGCAAAGAUUCAUGAGUGAUGCUCCCUGUGACUUCCAUUUGAGAGAAAUCCAUGACUUUAGUAUCGAGGAAGACAAAAAUCCAAAGAGCGACUGUGAAUUCAGUGAAAUUGGAACAAGAUUCAAACAGUCUUCGAUCCUGAAUCACUGUAAGAAAAUUACCUCAGGAAAUGACUGUCCUCCAGAUAUUGAUUAUAGGAAAUGCUUUACUGAAGAGGGAAAGUUUUUUCAGUCCCUACCAAAGGCUUCUAAAAUGCAAAUGUAUCCUGGUAAUCAGUGGCAGAUGGCCAUCAGCUGGAGUUCAGACAUCAAUAAGCAUCAGAAAAGUGAUAUUGGAAAAAUGCUUUCUGUAAGUAAGAAAGAUGCGAAGGCCCUGAUUCAGAACUCUAAGCUCAGUACUCAUCAGCAAAUUCCCAUUAGAAAGGAGUCUGAUGAAUAUAAUGAGUGGGAAGCAACCUCAUCCCACCAAUCAGCUAUUCCUUGCCAGCCUAGAUUUCAACCAGGAAUGAAAAGAUAUACAUCUCUUCAGUGUGGGAAGGCCUUUGGUUAUAACUCAGACCUUGAUAGACCUCAGAAGAUUCAUACUGGGGAGAAGUGUUAUGACCAUAAUGAAUGUGGGAAGGCUAUCUGCUAUAGAUCUCUACUUAUUGGCCUUCAGAGAAUCCAUACUGGAGAGAAACUUAUUGAAUGUAAUCAGUGCGGAAAAGCUUUCACACAGAGAUCCAGUCUUAUUGCACAUCAGAGAAUCCACACUGGAGAGAAACCUUACGAAUGCAAUCAAUGUAGAAAGACUUUUAGAAUGAGCUCCAGUCUUACUGCACACCAGAGAAUCCACACUGGAGAGAAACCUUAUGAAUGCAAUCAAUGUGGAAAGACUUUCAGAAUGAGCUCCAAUCUUGAUACACAUCAGAGAAUUCACACUGGAGAGAAACCUUUUGAAUGUAAUCAGUGUGGAAAGGCCUUCAAACAGAGGGCCCAUCUUGUUACACAUCAGAAAAUCCACACCGGAGAGAAACCUUUUGAAUGUAAUUAUUGUGGAAAGGCUUUCACAUAUAGGGGCAAUCUUACUGCACAUCAGAAAAUCCACACUGGAAAGAGGCCUUUUCAGUGUAAUCAGUGUGGAAAAGCUUUCACAGAGAACUCCACUCUGGCUAAGCAUCAGAGAAUCCACACUAGAGAGAAAUUUUUUGAAUGUAAUCAAUGUGGAAAAACUUUAAGAAAUAAAUACACUCUUGCUUUACAUCAGAGAAUACACACUGGAAAGAGACCUUUUGAAUGCAGUGAGUGUGGAAAGGUUUUCACACAAAGGGGCCGUCUUGCUGCACAUCAGAGAAUCCACACUGGAGAGAAGCCUUAUGGAUGUGAUCAAUGUGGAAAGGCUUUCACAGAGAGCUCCCAUCUUGCUGCACAUCAGAGAAUCCACACUGGAGAGAAACCUUAUGUAUGUAAUCAGUGUGGAAAGGCUUUCACAGAGAGGGGCUAUCUUACUAGACAUCAGAAAAUCCACUGUGGAGAAAAGCCUUACGAAUGUAAUCAGUGUGGAAAGGCUUUCACACAGAACUCCAGUCUUGCUAAACAUCAGAGAAUCCACACUGGAGAGAAACCCUAUGAAUGCAGUGAAUGUAGAAAGGCUUUUACACAGACGGCCCAUCUUGCUGCACAUAGGAGAAUCCACACUGGAGAGAAACCUUAUGUAUGUAAUCAAUGUGGAAUGGCUUUUAGACAGAGCUCCAAUCUUGCUACUCAUCAGAAACUCCAUGGUCGAGAGAAGCCUUAGGGAUAUAAUCAAUGUGGAAAGACUUUCAGAUUCCCCUCCAUCCUUACUUUACAUCAGAGAAUUCACGCUGGGGAGAAACCCUAGGAACUUUAUUCAUCCCAUAUUAGGGCAUGAUAUAGUUAUUGUGUUCAUGUGUCAAUAAUCCUUAGCAGUGUUGGUUCAAAUUCAUGCAGUAUUCAUUAACUUUUCCUUACACAACUGUUGCUUUCAAAAUUCACCACAUGCACAUAUGUUCUCAAUUAUAUCCAAAUAAGUUUUUGAUAGGUCUUAAAAUUCCAGGCUUGGUCUGGUCUGUAGGUAGGCUAGAGGAAGGGGGAGUACAUUUGGUGGACUUGAAAGGACAGCUUGCCAAUAGAAAUUUAAAAUCUUUAAUUCACUGAAUAAGUAGAAGGGAGCAACUACCAUGGGAAAUGAUGGAGAGGAAAGCUGCUGGAAUGUUGGAUAAGGAGGACAAUCAGCACAAAUAGUAAAUUCUGGAGUCUUGUAUCAAUACAGUGAGGACUAGUGUACACCCAAUGAAUAAAUAGUUGGUUCAAAAAUGUAACUUUAUGGGGCAUCUAGGUGGCGCAGUGAGUAGAACACCUGUCCUGAUGU
Molecule: messenger RNA, 2682 nt
Organism: Trichosurus vulpecula (common brushtail)
Lineage: Eukaryota; Metazoa; Chordata; Mammalia; Diprotodontia; Phalangeridae
Product: zinc finger protein 883-like
Exons: 4
Coding region: 85-2088 (667 amino acids)
Biological process (GO): regulation of DNA-templated transcription
Source: RefSeq, a predicted model, not a curated record